Messenger RNA from Neofelis nebulosa (Clouded leopard), 3784 nucleotides. Its product is annotated as general transcription factor II-I repeat domain-containing protein 2-like. The coding region runs from base 153 to 2291 and encodes 712 amino acids. NCBI's taxonomy places the organism in Eukaryota, Metazoa, Chordata, Mammalia, Carnivora, Felidae. Gene Ontology annotation, cellular component: nucleus. The record is from RefSeq and is a predicted model, not a curated record. The transcript is spliced from 3 exons. Gene Ontology annotation, molecular function: protein binding.
GGAAACGUGAUACUUGAGGGACCAAAGGCAGCAAGGCUUAGGGGAACGGGGAAGCGGGACCUGGGCUCGGGGUCGGGAGAGGUCUAACCUUUCGCCCCUGUGCGUGCCCCCACCGCGGGCUCUGGUUAGCUCUGCCCGGCGAUUCCCUGAGGAUGCUGUCCCGCCCACUAGUGUUCUUCUGCCCCACGAACUGUCCUGGACCCCCACAACCCCUCUUCCUGAGUCUCCCAGCUGCUGACCUCACUCUUCUCUGUCGCCAAGUCGCUGACAUGCAGCUGUUUGUCCGUGCCCGGGAGCUGCACACUCUUGAAGUGACCGGCCUGGAGACAGUUGCCCAGAUCAAGGCUCAUGUGGCCUUCCUGGAGGGCCUCACCACUGAAGACAAAGUCGUGCUUCUGGCAGGUUCUCCCCUGCAGGAUGAAGCCACCCUGGGUCAGUGUGGGGUAGAAGCCCUGGCAACCCUGGAAGUGGUUGGCCGAAUGCUAGGAGUGGGAAAACGAAAGAUGGAUCGAGAGCAUCGCAUGUUUCAAGAAAAGUGGGAACGAGCGUAUUUCUUUGUGGAAGUUAAGAAUAGCCCUGUGUGUUUAAUAUGUAACCAGACUUUGUCUGUGUCAAAAGAAUACAACUUAAGACGCCAUUACGAGACAAACCAUAGUAAGCACUUUGACCGGUAUACGGAAGAGAUGCGUGAUGAGAAACUUAAUGAACUAAAGAAAGGACUAAACUUUCUUCAGCAUCUGUCAUCAAAUACAAAUAAACUAAGUGAUGCUGCUGUGAAAUGCAGUUAUGUCAUAAGUGAGAAAAUUGCCCGGGCAUCAAAACCUUUUACAGAUGGUGAGUUUAUAAAAGACUGUCUCUUGAGUGCUGCGGAAAUCCUGUGUCCAGAGCAGAAACCAGCAUUUGCCAACAUAAGUCUAACUGGAAACACUGUUGCUCAGCGAGUAAAAGAUAUGGCUGAGAACCUACAGGACAAGUUGCGAGAAAAAGUGAAAUCAUUUGUGACAUUUUCUAUUGCAGUUGAUGAGAGCACAUACAUAAAUAAUACGAGCCAGUUGAUUAUAUUUAUCCGGGGUGUUGAUGAGAAUUUUGACAUCACUGAAGAACUUUUGGACAUGGUGCCCAUGACAGACCCAGCAUCUGAGGAUGACCUAUUUUUGUAUGUUGAGAAAAGUCUUGAAAAGUUCAAUGUUGACUGGUCAAAACUAGUAAGUGUAACCACAGAUGGUGCUCCUGCGAUGGUCUGUGAUCACACUGGACUUGUUGCAAAACUUAAGUCCAAGGUCAAAAUGUUUUUCAAGGAUGCAGAGCUUAAAUCUAUCCACUGCAUUAUUCACCAGGAAUUGUUUUGUACUAAAAAGUUAAAGCUAGAACAUGUCAUGGAUGUAGUGAUUAACACAGUAGACUGGAUACGCACCCGUGGCUCCAACCACAGGCAGUUCAGGGCUUUGCUUGAGGAACUGAAUGCCCAAUACGGGAAUCUCCUUUACUAUACAAAGGUAAGGUGGCUUAGUCGUGGCAUGGUGCUGAAGAGAUUUUUUGAAUUGAUAAAAGAGAUAGAUUUGUUCAUGUCUUCCAAGGGCAAACCCCUUCCCCAGCUCACCAGUGAAGACUGGAUCAGAGACCUGGCCUUUUUAGUUGACAUUACAAACCAUCUGAACACUUUGAAUAUCUCCCUUCAGAGACGUUCACAAGUAGUGACACAAAUGUAUGAUUCAGUUUGCUCUUUCCUCGCAAAAUUGAGUCUCUGGGAAGCUCAUUUGGCUGCAAAUAAUCUGGCUCACUUUCCUACACUGAAAUCAGUUUCCAGAAAUGAACGUGAUGGCUUAAUCUACAUCCCCAAAAUUGUGGAGUUAAAGAUGGAAUUCCAAAAAAGGUUCUUUGAUUUCAAACAUUAUGAAAAUGAACUCGUACUGUUUAGCUCACCUUUCUCAAUUAACAUCGAUCGCGUUAAUGAAGAUUUACAAAUGGAAGUUAUUGAACUGCAGUGUAAUACGGUAUUAAAAACUAAAUAUGAUGACAUUGGAAUACCAGAAUUCUACAAAUACCUCAGCAAGAGUUACCCCAAAUAUAGAAAACAUUGUGCAAAAAUUCUGUCCAUGUUCGGAAGCACCUACAUCUGUGAACAGCUGUUUUCUGUUAUGAAAUUGAGUAAAACUAAGUUUCGCUCCCAAUUAAAGGAUACAGGAUUACACUCAGUUCUCCACAUUGCGACUCGAAAUAUGAGACCAGACAUUGACAUCUUGGUGCAGAAAAAAAGGUGUCAGGUUUCUGGUUCCAAAUCAAAGGAAUAACAGAUUAUGAACAAAGAUUUUCAUAAUUAAAAGAUUUCUAUUUUUCAACACGUAUUUUUUAAUUUUGUCUUUGAAACACCCAGUAUUAUAAACUUUAUAUGUUACACACUUGCAGUGUGGUGCGAUUGCAAAAAAAAAAAAAAGUUUAGGUUGUUUGUUUUUCCCUUGGCAUUUGAUUUUUCAUAUACUUGGGCCUGUUACGCUUGUCUAACUUACUUGGCUACCCAACUUUAGUUUGAGACUUCGGCCUGAUGGAGCUGGUUGCCAUACUUCGUGUUUGUUUUCCUACUUGUCUCAAGCCAGGGAAACACCGUCACUUGCUGCCUCGAGCAAAAUGCCUGAGCUGUAGACUUCUUACACAUCUUUGAGCCAGGUUGUGCUACUUAUCAAUUACUUGCUUCUCCACUCCAAAUUCAUUCUUUGUUGUCUGCUCUCUAAAAAUGGAUCUGGGCCCUUUAAAUAUCUUUCCUCUGGCAGCAGGCCUGAUGUUAAGCUUUGUCAGUGGAGGGCACUGGAGACACGUUUCAAAAGGAAGGAGUUUUCCUUCCUGGUUUGCUCACUUGGCGGACUCCUGCAGUGCAGCUGGUGUCUCCAGCACCAGUGUCCUGCAGGGCCCGCAGUCAGCAGCAUCCCCUGGCUUAUCCCUACAGGCAGUUGUAUGAUGCAAUCUUUCUGCUGAGACACUUCACCAUGAACAGCCUUCCCCAGUACCCUAAAGGGGAGAUUUCCAGCAAAUUCUGCCAGUGUGGCACUGCAACAAUUUCUCUGUGUUUCUUCUGUAUCUAUUCUGUAUAUCUGGAUGUAUCCAACAUGGGCUGGAUUUCAGCCCUCCAGUUGGGAGCCUCUUCCCUGGGCCUCUACUCAGCCCCUGAGAUAGUUAGCAGCUGGCCCUUAUCCCUGGUAUUUCUUUAGAAUUCUUACAAGACAAUCCAUAACUUUUAUGUUAAAUCACGGUUUAAAUUAUUGUGUGGCUUCUUCCGAUUGGACCCUGACUGGCACAGGCCCUAUUUCUUAGCUCUCUUGGGAUUCCCCCAAAAUGAGCAUGUUUGGAUUCUGGCAACAAGGAAGACAAAUGUGCAUGUACUCAAGCCUUCGCCUUUCCCUGAGUCAGCAUGUCACUAGAUGGAGAGGAGAUGUCUCUAGGCCCCGUAGCAUUUAAUCAAUCAUGCAGACUGUUUUUAUGUUUAUAAUAAUUGGUUGUAACUCAUCACUGUUGUACUUCAACUAUAACCUAACUUGACAGCAGAAGAAAAUGAUUGGGCCAAUGCAACAAAUAUUCGUCAAGAACAUACCAUGUGCAAGAUCCUACUCUGGGUGCAAGCUGGUUCUGUCAUUCGUUCAUUCCAUGAUCUUGAGCUGGUCACCUUGUCCCCCGAGCUUUACCUUCUUCACCCAUAAAAUGAGGCUGUUGCCACACAUAUCAGUUAUCUGUUAACCACAUUCAAGUUACUUCAAAGUGUAGUGGCUUAAAACAAUAAAUAUUCAUUAUCUCA